AUGCCCGACGCUGGCGAGAUUCGCCGGCGGGCUUCCCAAGGCGGAAGUUGGGGGGUCGAAGCUGUGGGGCCAAUGGAGGUUGCCACCAGCAGUCCCAAUGACAACGUCGCUCAGCAGCAGCGUCCCGAGAUCAAUGGGACACUUGAUCAGAUCCCGCGGUUGAUGCACAAGCUCCACAAUUACAACAACGAGAGAACCGGGUCGACGCGCGUGACAUCGAGCUACCGCGAUCAAUACCUUACACGAAAGGAGCAACAAAGAAUCUCCAACCAAGUCACAUGCUCAACUGCGGCCGGGUCACCGACCCACCGAGACGUUCCGUACGACAUUGGCGAGUACAUCAUCCACUCGGCGCCCCCGCCGGUGCCCCCUCCGCGCGCCCUCGAACUGGUGAAGGAGGAAGUGCAUCGCGCCCUGAAGGCUUUCUCGACCCAACCAGUCAAGGGUGAACCCAAAGCUCCCCUGCCGUCCGACCUACUGCGGCCGUUCGACGUCUCUAAGGAUGGCCGUGUGACUUACCGCGAGCUUCGGACCGGGAUUCUUGGGCUCGGAAUCGGACUGACGGCCCGCGAGGCGGAAGAGCUGGCGCAGGUCGUGGACCGAGAAGGCACCGGGCUCGUCGACAGAGGCCACUUCGAAGCAGCGGCGACUCGGGACUGGGGCAGCGGCGGGGGCGGGGACGGCGGCUGGCAGGGAAGACCAACGUCGGCGCCAGGAAGAGUGCCCGGGGCGGUGGCGGAAUCCCAGAGCGAAAGUGGGGCAUUGCAUUCACCUGGUGAACACGCCAGUCACCCCCAGGUGGACGACGGCAGGAUCGCUCACGACGGCGAGAAGGGAUGUGCCGGUGGAGAAGUGCUCCCGCCUCCGCCAACACCCUCCGAGGCACCGGAACCGCUUCGACAGUGGUCGAGAUCGGAGACAACGGGGAGGCCUUCGCGCAAUCACGGUCCGUCCACGUUAUCGUUCGACUACUGGCAACAGAAUGCCAAUAGACGAAACGACAGCAACAACGCCGCAAACGCCGUUGUCACCAACACGCCGGCGUCUACGGGCAGUAGCAGCGGCAGAAGCGACGGCAACGUGAACGGUCACCGCGAACGCUCCAGAAAUACCAGCACCAGCGCCAGCCCUGCGGCCGCCGGCCCCAAGAGCAGCAACAGCGACUACAACACCCACAACAACAACCAGCAACUGUCUCAAAAGUACAUACAAUCCCUGCAAACGCUGCGCUCUUUGCUGCAGCUAGACAGGGUCUUCGACGAAGUGAAAUCCACGCCGAUUGCAGACGAGACCAACAAGCCCAACCGACGCUCGUUGUCCUUCGGGACCGAAACCCGGGGACGUCGUUGCGAACGGCGACGGCAGGAACAGUCUCAGCAUCAGUCUGGUUUAAGACCCAGCGGCGGCGGCGGCGGCGGCGGCAGCUGCGGGGUUGGUGAUGGAAAACAAAGAGUAGAUUCGACAAAGGUAGAACAUCGCCGCUUCCGCGAAGAAGACGGCCGGGCGGACAGCCCUCCGCCGCCUAACGGGGCCGGAGCCAACGGCGGCGGCAGACAACAACAACAAAGGAGGGCCAGUGGUGCUGCGAGCACCGGCAACACAAGUGUCGUCGUCUCCGACACCGAGGCGCCGGAUCAUCUCGCAAGAGCGCGAUCGGUCGCGGCUCGAGCGGAAAGCAUUCUCCGGCUGCGGUCCCGGGGGGACCUCGUCGGUCUCCGCAGGGCCGUGUCGAAGGCGGAUCCUUCCGCCUCGGGCGUGAUAUCGCGGAGGGAGAUGGAGCGGGUUAUCCUGCGCCGGUUCGGCACCGGCCUCGAGGACCACGAGGCCAGGCAUCUCGCCGCGCGCUACCGGAAGGACUUCAACGGCCGCUCGAUGGUCGACUACGGCCGUCUGUUCGACAGCCUGGAGGUCAAGGAGGGCGACCUUUUCGGACGGGGGGUCACAUCAUCGCCAGGGCCGUCGACGUCCUCUGGGCGUGGUUGCUGGGAAGCUCAACAGCGCUCGUCGUCGCGGGACGGAGGCGGCGGCCCGCCGGCGAGAUCGGCGCCGACGAGCACCGCCGGAGAGGGUCGGAGGAGAGGGUCUCGUCCGAUGCGCGCUGCGGCAGGGGCGAGAACUAGGCACAGCCAGCGGCGGUAUUGGAGGAGAGGGGUGCCCGAUGCCGCCGCCGCCGACUUUGUCCGAGGCGGUGCUCCGGCGGAAGAGAGUCAGUUGGUGAGGAGGGCCCGAGCCAAGACGCUGGCGUUGUUAGACCGGCACGGGACCCCGAGUGUUGACUGCGUGUUCGGGCUGGUGGACCAAGCGCACACCCAGACCGUGAGCUCCGGGGAGCUCAGGGAAGCCCUGCGUAUCCUGGGGGGAUCGGACACGUUGUCCGAGAUAGAGCACCGAGCGCUCUUCAAGGGCAUCAGCAAGGGCCGUGACCGCGUUCUCUACAGGGAGCUCCUAGACACGCUCCGUGCGUCGGAGGUCGCCGAGCACAGGGAGCGCACCCAGCGAAAGCUCCAACACCAGGCAGGGCUGCCCACGAGCGGCCGAGGCUCCGCAAUACACUGGCGCCACAGCGACGUCCUCGACUGGGACGCGCCGCCGGCCGGGGGUGGUGACCGGAAGGGUUCCUGCGGGGUCGGUCUGAAAGGAGGCCGGCAGCACAAAGAGUCGCGCCGGCAGGCCCUGGUGUUCCAGAGGCUGCGGGACGGCGUCAGACAGAUCCAGGAGAAGCAAAACAGCGCUGGGCCGGUGUUCGACAUGUUCCGUCGACGGGGGCGAGGAAGAACAGGAGGGUACAGCGACGCCGCAGCCACCGUCGCCGCCCCAACCACAAGCGGCAAUGGCACCAUGAACAACGACAACGACCCCGUCCGCACUCCCCCGCCCUUGUCACCAUCCGCGCUCCGAGCCGGUCUGGGCUCCCUAGGAGUCCCCCUCGGGAACGAAGACUUCGUUACCCUUAUCGCCGCCACGGAUCCCGACCGCCGUGGGGAGGUCACAUACCCGACCUUCUGCGAGGCCCUCGACCUGCAUCCACUCCGCGGGGACCCUUCCGACGCUCAUCGGACCGCCUCCGGUUCCGAAGAACAAGAGCGACCCUCCUCCGCGCCCCCGGCGCCGACGACGUCGAGACAGCACAACCGACGGCACGUGGGAUCUGGUGGCGGCAACGGCAGCGGCAGCGGCGACACUACUGCUGGAGACGCGGGUAAAGGGCGGAGAGAAGGUGGGGGUGGUUACGCUCGUCGCCGGGCGAUGGAACUAGCGCCCCCCGCGGACACGCGCGAGGACCUCGAGGGAGGAGUUUUCCACGUCAACGAGGCGACGUACGGGUGCGACAACCCGAACUUCACCACCACCAUGGUUCCGGCUUCGAUCGGAGGGGGAUGCAAGGCGAACAACAACCAUCCUCGGCCGGACGCGUACCGUCCGAAGAGGCGGCAGUCGCCGGCUCCGGCUCCGGGGGGCACGCUCACCGGCAUCCGCACGAAGAGCCACGGCCAGACGCUUCUUGUGGUUGGUAGCGGCGGUGGGGACCGCGUCGGGCUGAGGGACCAGACCGGUUUGGAGGCUGAGAGACGCUUCCGCCAAGGGCUUGGAGUCAAGAUGAGGGCGUGGAGCGGCGACAACAACACCGACCCGACGCCCGUCCUCAACGGCGGCCGCGGCAACAGGCGCGGCCGUUCCCAUACCCCGAGGGACAGCGAUCUCGGGUUCGGCUCCGAGCGCAUGCGCUCCACGUCGAGUGACGGGGUCUCCAAACACUGCCGGAGGCGGUCACUCGUCAGGUCAACGCGAAGCGCCGUUGCUCGGACCGCCGAGGGGCACGGGCGCUGGCGCAAGGAAGCAACAGGGGGGAGUCGAAGCGGCGGAGAGGGAGGAGAGUUGUCCCCUACGCUGAGGUGGGGCCAGUCGAGGAGCUUGCCGCAGCAGUCGGGUGGACGCCAGAGCGACAGAAAAGGCCGUUCAGCGACCCUGCCCUUCGACUCGACGAGCCGGGGCAAGUGGCUCUGA
Ectocarpus siliculosus is the source of this 4005-nucleotide messenger RNA. The record is from the annotation of a GenBank genome assembly. Lineage: Eukaryota; Phaeophyceae; Ectocarpales; Ectocarpaceae.